Molecule: messenger RNA, 4314 nt
Organism: Nerophis lumbriciformis (worm pipefish)
Lineage: Eukaryota; Metazoa; Chordata; Actinopteri; Syngnathiformes; Syngnathidae
Source: RefSeq, a predicted model, not a curated record
GAUUACAAAACACUGACUGUAAAGAGCAAAAUCCAUCCAGUAAAAACCAAAGUAAGUGGAUACACUGGAGAACGAGUUCCUGUUAAAGGCGGAUGUAUUGCAACUUUUAAACACAAGGGUCGACAAAUGAGAGCACAGCUACUGAUCGUGGAUAUGAGUGUACAACCAAUCCUGGGACUCAGUGCAUGCACAAAGCUCAAUCUUGUCAAAAGAGUGUUUGUGGUGACAUCUCAAGAAACUACAAAUGCUCAGGACACACUCAUGGAAGAGUAUAAGGACUGCUUUCAAGGACUUGGAUGUCUACCUGGACUACAUAAAAUAUGUGUAGAUAAAAAUGUGUUUCCUGUUGUGCACCCGUGCAGGAAAGUCCCAUUUGCUCUGCGGGAAAAACUGAAAGAUGAACUAGCACGAAUGGAAAAGUUGGGAGUCAUUAAAAGAAUAGAUGUGCCAACUGAAUGGGUCAGCUCGCUGGUUGUUGUGCAAAAGAAAACAGGUGCCCUAAGAAUAUGCUUGGAUCCAAGAGACUUAAAUAAAGCGAUCAGAAGAGAGCACUUCAAGUUACCAACCAGGGAAGAGAUCAUGGCACAAUUUGCUGGAGCAAAAUGGUUCAGCAAAUUAGAUGCUUCAUCAGGUUUCUGGCAGAUGAAGCUUGACGAGGAGAGUUCAAGACUGCACAUUUAACACCCCGGAGGGCAGGUACAGGUUUCUUCGUCUACCAUACGGCAUCUUGUCAGCGCCUGAAGUAUAUCAUAAGACCAUUCACAUGAUUUUUGAGCACAUACCUGGAGUUGAGACAAUGAUGGAUGAUAUCAUAGUGUGGGGCUCAACCCGAAAAGAACACGACGAAAGACUGAGACAAGUGCUAGACAAGACAAGGGAGGUGAACCUGAAACUUAACAAAGAAAAAUGUGAGUUUGGAGUGAAGUCACUUACCUUUGUGGGAGAUGUUGUGAGUGAAGAGGGCGUGAAGCCAGACCCGAGAAAAACUUCAGCAAUCAACAACAUGGAAAGGCCAACCAACAAAGAUGAGGUCAGACGUUUCCUAGGGAUGGUCACCUAUCUUGCCAAGUUUGUCCCACAACUGUCAACACAGUCAGCACCUGUCAGGAGUCUUCUUGAACAAAAGAAUGAAUGGAUAUGGUCCCACGAGCAAAAACAAUGUUUUCUAAAACUGAAAGAGACUCUUACACAGGAGCCUGUGUUAAAGUUUUAUGACCCCGAGAAGAGCACCAGGAUCUCGGCAGAUGCAUCGCAGUACGGCCUGGGAGCAGUGCUACUGCAGCAACAUGAAGAGCAGUGGCUACCUGUCGCCUAUGCAUCCAGAGCACUGACAAGUGCAGAGACCAGGUAUGCUCAAAUUGAAAAAGAACUGUUAGCAAGUUUGUAUGCAUGUGAGCGUUUCCAUCAAUAUGUAUAUGGACAGAUGUUUCAAGUGGAAACUGAUCAUAAACCGUUGGUGUCCAUCAUGAACAAACCAUUGAAUGACUGUCCAGUACGAAUACAGCGCAUGCUAAUUCGACUGCAAAAAUAUGACGUGCACAUGAUGUAUACACAAGGAAAAUAUAUGUACACAGCUGACACAUUGUCUAGAGCAGUGGAUAAGAGAGAACUUGCAGACAGUGAAAAUAGCACAGAAAUACAGGCAUAUGUAGAUAUGGUAGUGACAUCUUUACCGGUGACUGCAGACAGAACAGAACACAUACGGAGAGAGACUAUUGCAGAUGAAACUAUGAAAGAACUCAAGAGCACAGUACAGAAUGGAUGGCCUGACAACAAAAAGGAUUGCCCCUUGAAAAUACAAGACUAUUGGAAUUGUAGAGCUGAGCUCACAGUGGUGGAUGACAUUGUGCUAAAAGGGAGCAAAUUUGUUAUUCCGUACUCACUGCGCAAACAGAUGCUCGAAAAGAUACACGAAGGCCACCUCGGUGAAGUCAAGUGUAAAAGGAGGGCUAGAGAAGUAAUGUACUGGCCAAGGAUCAAUCAGGAUAUUAGCCAAACAACAACGUCAUGUGGAGUUUGCCGAACUUACAGGCCAAAACAACAAGCUGAGCCACUGAUGACUCAUCCAGUGCCCCACAGACCGUACUACAAAGUAGGAACUGAUCUAUUUGACUUUGAUGGAAGGAGCUACAUGGUAGUCACAGACUACUUUUCAAACUAUCCGGAAAUUGGAGCAUUGCAGUCAACAUCGAGCAAAGCAGUUGUCAGUUAUUUAAAGACUGUUUUCGCCAGACAUGGUGUUCCAUGCGAACUGUUUUCUGACAUUGGUCCCCAGUUUUCUAGUUGUGAGUUUGCUGCCUUUGCCAAGGAAUGGGGGUUUCAACACUCCACGUCAAGUCCAACUUAUCCAAAGUCCAACGGCUUGGCAGAAUGCUCUGUAAAAACAGUAAAAAACUUGUUAAAAAAAUCACAGGACAAAGAUGACUUUCAGAAAAGUUUACUGAUGUACCGGAGUGCACCUCUACAAAAUGGACUGUCACCAGCCCAAAUGCUGAUGGGUAGGCGCAUUCGCUCCAACCUACCAGUCAACGAGGAUUUGCUGACACCCAAAGGCGCACACAAAGUCAGACACGCUAAGGAAGUACAAAAAGCAAAGCAAAAACAGCUGCAUGAUAGAACGGCAAAACACCUGCCUAUGCUGAGGCCGGGAGACGUUGUGCGUCUCAGAGACAUUUCUACAGGCACUUGGAGACAAAAAGGACAGGUGGAAGAGAAAGUUGCUCCACGUUCGUAUAGGAUCCAGAUGGAAAAUGGACCGACUCUGAGAAGGAACCGCACGGAUCUUCAACUACAGCUGACUGAAGGCAACAUUGCAGCUCAGGAAAAGGCUCAACAGGACUCAGCUGGACCUGCAGAACUUGCUGACACUGAGCCUGACCUUGCUGACCAAGGACUGACAGCAGUGUCCGCGUCACCUGCUGUUGAGAGACUGUCUAACUCUAGACCUAAGAGACAUGUUCAGCCACCUAAGAGGCUGAUUGAGAGUUGUUAAGGACUCUGAGGUUUUGAGAGUUGUAAAAAAAAAAGAAAAGGGUUGACAUAACUGUUUAUGAUGCUUUGACAUUUUUGCACUUUGUCUUUAUUGAAAGAAAUGUCUAUGUAGAGAAAAGUUAUUUGCAGAUGUGGUUGCAAUGCUAAAAGAACGAAAAGUUAAACACUAUUUCUUUAUAGGGGGAAAGAUGUGAUGUUAUGUGCCAGGGAAUAUUAGAACUACACUACCCAGCAUGCAACAGGAAUGAUGAGCGUGCAGGCAGCCCGGAAGGUGGAAUGUGGCCAUGCCUGCAGCUGGAAUGUUGUUAUGAGCACGCUUUAUGAGUAAACGUUUAGAACUCAGCCAACACGCCUCGUCUGCAUUAUUUACUAAUAGACAGACAACACAGUCGAGGAUCAAUAUUGGCCCGGCUUUCACUCGCUGGAGUGAGCUCAAAGACGAGGUAUUUAACACCGACGCUGCCUUGGCUCUGUUCCUGCUUUACUAAUAAGUAUCUAUUGAUGCUCAAAUCAAAAUAAAAAUGCUAACAUUAGCAAACGGACAAUUGCGCGGUAGCAUUAUAAAUAGCCACCAUCUUGAUAGUUGGCAGUUCCACACUGACACGACCAGCCAAGAAAACCAACUCAAAAGUACUGUAUGAAGAAAAAAAACAAUGCUAUGACUGCAAAUGAAUAUAUAAAGUUUGAGUAAAUAUGUAGGGUCCUAUUGUGGAAAUAUCAGUCUAACUGAAUCAUUGUGGUAUUAUCGCGUCAGUUUUUUAAUUUUUUUUUUUUUUUUUUUUAGAAUUUUAUAAACUUUUAUUCACAAACUGCAACAUUUACAAACAAUCGAGAACAAAUAUAAAUCAAAAAAUAAUAAUCAAAAUAAGUACAAAAACAGUACAAAUCAGCGCCAGAUUUUUUAAUUUUUUUUUUAAUUUUUUUUUUUUAGAAUUUUAUAAACCUUUAUUUAUAAACAUUGUCGUAUAAUAUACAUCCAAAACGUGGACGCAUGUGAAAAAGUGCAAUAUAUUUAUCUGUACAGUAAUCCAUCCAUCCAUUUUCUACCGCUUAUUCCCUUUUGGGGUCGCGGGGGGCGCUGGAGCCUAUCUCAGCUACAAUCGGGCGGAAGGCAGGGUACACCCUGGACAAGUCGCCAUCUCAUCACAGGGCCAACACUGAUAGACAGACAACAUUCACACACUAGGGCCAAUUUAGUGUUGCCAAUCAACCUAUCCCCAGGUGCAUGUAAUAUAUUUAUUUAUUUAUAUUAAAUAUAUUUAUCUAUUUUAUAUAUAUAUUUAUAUAUUAUUUAUAUUUAUAUAUAUAUUUAUUUAUUUAUAU